Messenger RNA from Brassica oleracea var. oleracea, 417 nucleotides. RefSeq lists its product as uncharacterized. The record is from RefSeq and is a predicted model, not a curated record. Lineage: Eukaryota; Viridiplantae; Streptophyta; Magnoliopsida; Brassicales; Brassicaceae. The coding region runs from base 1 to 417 and encodes 138 amino acids. The transcript is spliced from 2 exons.
AUGGAGGAGAUGAGAGCCAUGGGUACGCAGGUUGGCCAGCUCGCUGAGAAGGUAGAUCAUCUAGCGUUUGCAAGUGACUACGAGACAUAUCUAAACCAGAUUUCAGAAAGGGGGGUUGAGGUAGACAAGGCCAAGAUUGAAGUGAUGAAUGGAUUAUCUCCACCAAAGACGGUUAAGGACAUUAGAAGCUUCCUUGGUCAUGCUGGAUUCUAUAGAAGAUUCAUCCAAGACUUCUCAAUGAUAGCUAGGCCAAUGACUAAGCUUUUAUUCAAAGAAGCUGCAUUCAACUUUGAUUGGAAAUGUCUUGAAGCAUUCAAGAAGUUGAAAGACAAGCUGGUUAGUGCCCCCAUUGUCCAGCCACCAGAUUGGGAUCUCCCCUUUGAGAUCAUGUGUGAUGCUAGUGACUAUGCUGUGUGA